Messenger RNA from Dibothriocephalus latus, 594 nucleotides. Lineage: Eukaryota; Metazoa; Platyhelminthes; Cestoda; Diphyllobothriidea; Diphyllobothriidae. The record is from the annotation of a GenBank genome assembly.
AUGUGGCGUUUUUCGACAAUAAACUCAGCUUGUCCCCUGGUGGCUUCUUACCUGGCAGAGGAUGGAUCCUUCGAUCUGAGUUUGCGUUACUGUGUCGACCGGUCCCUACCGGCCACCAGAUGCGCCAAAAUUCCCCUGAAUCUAAUCAGCAAAAAGGGUGGAGACCGUAAUGUCAGCUUUGCGGAAAUGGCUGAAGUCGACGACGACGACUGGAAAAUUCCAAUUAAACCGGACGCAUAUAAUAUGUAUCCACAGGGUCUUUCAUUGCCCGAUGUCAUCCAGAAAUACAAGGAAACUGGCUUUGUUCCUGAGAUUCCAAUAAACAACCCCACCUUAAAGAUACUCAACGCCAGCUCCUCGGUCGCACAUGACAACGUUUUCAAACGUGAUCGUUUCAAUAUCACUUUACCCGGUCGGGCCGGAAACUCCCUCAUUAACGUUACUAGUCGACGCGCCCAGAUCCUGACGCAGCUGGACGAGGAGAUGCGCCAGUAUGAUGAUCUAGUCAUGGGCGAUUUCGAGGAAACCUACUUGAAUCUCUCUCUGAAGAUGCAUCUCACAUUCCUCUGGGCAGCCAAGUUCUGUCGCGAACGU